AUCCAAGAUCGAAUCCUUCACUUUGUUCUUCACUUACCUGCGGACAUCAAUCCAUACCAGGCGACAGCUGAUUAUAUCGCGACCUUCCUUCUACCAUGCCCACAACCCUCCUGGUCGCGUUAUGUUCAAUACGUUAUUGCAGUAGAGUUUUUAAUAAUGUUUCUUCAAUCAACUUAUAUCCUUUAUGCCCGCUCCAAGACAAAGAAAAUAUACCAUAUUGGCUUGAAUUCAAUGGGACUGAUACAACUUGAUCGUGCAAACCACUGUGCAUUGUGUUACUUUCUAUACAGUAUCCUCGCGGUGAUCGAAAUUAUCUGCGAAGAGUUUGAACGAUCUGGUCAAUUAGACCAGAGAUGGCCCAAAUUCAUACUGGGCGUUAAAUUUACCGUCACGGUUGCAUGCGCUAGCAUCAUACUUUGGCUGUGCGUCUGCCAUUUUGCUUUGGUCAAACAGAGAGCUGUUUCACGAAGCCCGAAUCCCACAGGAAGAUUGCUCUCAACCACAGCAAUUUGGGCAUUGAACAUAUCAUUGUUGGUAUUUGUAUUUGCACCUACUGCCGCGGUUGUCACCUCCUUCUUCCAAGUUACCUUGAAGUAUCACCGCGCCAAAGACCUGGUGAUUCCCGUUGUUCAACUUCUACGGGAGUCGGCGCCCUCCUGUUCACCAGCUACUUGCAGCGUGACUCGUGUGCUAUCUCAAGUCAUUGCAAUCACACCGGCAAAACCCCAUAUGGAUCUUGUGGUGCAUUACACCGUGGUGGGUUCAGAUUCUUAUAUAUUCUUUGAUAUAUUAACAUUUUUGCUCUAUAUUCCAUUUGUAUAUUUAUUAUUCCAAAGCUUCAAGACUCGAAGAGAAUUGGAUGUUUCAGUCCAACGACAACUGCAAGGAGUCUUUUUGAACACCGUGAUAGAAUUUGCAGUCAUAUUCUUAAAUCUCCUUUUAGUAAUUUCCGCAGCGUGUUUAGUUCAAAACGGUCAAUUCAUCUUCAAUCAAAGCUUUUGGCUUAUACUUUGUAUUGGUCUGAACAGUACCAUUGCAAACUUGGGGAACAUUACCCUGUUCUUGAUCUUAGACAAUCUACGGAGGAUGGAUGCAAUUCAUUCUGCCACUGAUAAUGCCACCCUGGAUUUCAUAAAAGCCGCACACACCGAUGAAUCUGACGAAAAUACUUCAGCAUAAUACCCAUAUCCAUAGCCUCUACUUAGCAGCCUGACCUU
Messenger RNA from Melampsora larici-populina 98AG31, 1217 nucleotides. RefSeq lists its product as uncharacterized. The record is from RefSeq and is a predicted model, not a curated record. Lineage: Eukaryota; Fungi; Basidiomycota; Pucciniomycetes; Pucciniales; Melampsoraceae. The transcript has 17 exons. The coding region runs from base 157 to 1179 and encodes 340 amino acids.